ACUCAACUUGACAUCCUACUUUCACCGAAUCGAGCUACUCUUGAAUAUCAUCAUCAUAACAAUGGCAACUGCUCGAGUAGCCCUCAAACCAUCAUCUCGUUCAAUAUCUUCAGCCAUCAAUUUGCCUAAUUGUUCAUCGUCUCGUCGAACCUUUGCCACUAUCUCGCCCGAAGUUCCGGUUCCUCCAGUCAAGACGCAUGGUGGAUUACGUGAUUCAGAUCGAAUCUUUCAAAAUGCUUAUAUGCGUCAUGACCAUCUAUUGAAGGGUGCUCAGGCUCGCGGAGAUUGGCAUCGUACAAAAGACAUCAUUCUCAAAGGUCACGAUUACCUCAUUAAAGAAAUCAAAGACUCAGGUCUCAGAGGUCGUGGUGGUGCAGGUUUUCCAUCAGGUCUUAAAUGGUCUUUCAUGAACAAACCUGGAUUUGAAAAAGAUCCUAGACCAAGAUAUUUAGUAGUCAAUGCCGAUGAAGGAGAACCAGGAACUUGUAAGGAUCGAGAGAUCAUGCGAGGCGAUCCUCAUAAAUUGGUCGAAGGUUGUCUCGUUGCUGGUCGAGCCAUGAAUGCUUCUGCUGCCUACAUUUACAUUCGAGGAGAGUUUAUCAUGGAAGCUGCCCAUUUACAAAACGCCAUCGAAGAAGCCUACAAAGCCGGUCUAAUCGGCAAGAAUGCAUGUAAUUCGGGUUACGACUUUGAUGUCUACCUUCAUCGAGGUGCAGGUGCCUACAUUUGUGGAGAGGAGACAGCUUUGAUUGAGUCUUUAGAAGGAAAGCAAGGCAAACCAAGAUUGAAACCUCCAUUCCCGGCCGAUGUCGGUCUAUUUGGUUGUCCGACUACGGUUGCGAAUGUCGAAACGGUGGCUGUAGCACCUACGAUCAUCAGGCGAGGCGCUAGUUGGUUCAACAGUUUUGGAAGAGAACGUAACAGCGGUACCAAAUUGUUCUGCAUCAGUGGACAUGUCAACACACCCUGUGUGGUUGAGGAGGAGAUGUCUAUCCCUCUACGUGAUUUGAUUGACAAGCACUGUGGUGGAGUUAUCGGAGGUUGGGAUAACUUACUUGGUAUCGUUCCUGGAGGCUCAUCUGUACCAGUUUUGACCAAACCCGAAUGCGAGGAAGCCUUGAUGGACUUUGAUUCUCUCAAAGACUUACAAUCUGGAUUAGGCACAGGAGCAGUGAUUGUGAUGAACAAGUCGACUGAUAUGAUCUCAGCCAUUGCCAGGUUUGCCAAGUUUUAUAAACACGAAUCAUGCGGUCAAUGUACACCUUGUCGAGAGGGUACGACUUGGAUGGAGAAGAUCAUGGACCGAUUAGUGGUUGGUCGAGCACAUGAACGUGAAUUAGAUAUGCUCUGGGAGCUUACCCGACAGAUUGAAGGACAUACCAUCUGUGCAUUGGGUGAUGCUGCUGCAUGGCCUAUACAAGGUUUGUUACGAAAAUUUAAGCCUGAAGUCGAAGCCCGAAUCCAAGAAUUCCGUAGCAAAAACGGACCAGUUCUUUUAGGCGGUAGACUUCAAUCUGAGGUACCUGCAAGUGAAGUGAUCCCGGACUCUUUCAGUGCAGGAUACGAUCGAAAAAAUCAACAAUCUCUCAAUUAGUCAAGUCUCAAUGAAGUUUUCUUCGUUGAUCGUUUCAAAGGCUUUGCAUGCUCAUUAGCAUGUUUUUAAAACUUCGUAGAGUUUCUAAAUUUGUGUGAUUUCUAUUUCUUUUUGUUUCACAACUUUCGAAUUUUGUUAUCUAUAUCUAUCUACAUUUCAAAUUUGCUUACAAUAUGAGUAAAUUGUAUCCAUUUUUUUGUUCUUUGGGUUGAGUUGAAGACUACAUGCCUCGGCUCCAAAAUUGAGCUUUUCCUCUUACCUUUAC
Messenger RNA from Melampsora larici-populina 98AG31, 1859 nucleotides. RefSeq lists its product as uncharacterized. NCBI's taxonomy places the organism in Eukaryota, Fungi, Basidiomycota, Pucciniomycetes, Pucciniales, Melampsoraceae. The transcript has 6 exons. Gene Ontology annotation, molecular function: NADH dehydrogenase (ubiquinone) activity; 4 iron, 4 sulfur cluster binding; NAD binding. The record is from RefSeq and is a predicted model, not a curated record. Bases 62 to 1594 code for a protein of 510 amino acids.